UCCGCGAGCCCAUUCCAGAAGCGGGGCCGAGACGCACGUCGGACUGCGCCUGCGCGCCGACGUCUUCCCGAAGGACCAAUGAACGGAGGGGUGGGCGGGCAGUAGGCGAGCUCGGUUUCCGGUUCCGGUCGGCGCCUGUGCGUCGGCCGUUGUGCUACGUGUCUUGGCCUUCGCGAGCGGACGGCGGGCAGGCAUCAUGGAUCAGGUAAUGCAGUUCGUUGAGCCAAGUCGGCAGUUUGUGAAGGACUCAAUUCGGCUGGUUAAAAGAUGCACCAAACCGGAUCGAAAAGAAUUCCAGAAGAUUGCCAUGGCAACUGCAAUAGGAUUUGCCAUAAUGGGAUUCAUUGGCUUUUUUGUGAAAUUGAUCCAUAUUCCUAUUAAUAACAUCAUUGUUGGUGGCUGAAUACCUUUUUAGAAAAGUGUUUUUCAUCUUGGGGCUUGGUGAACAAGUGUGGAUUUGAGACGCUCAUGGAGUAAAAAAAAUUUGCCUAUG
This is a messenger RNA of Balaenoptera ricei (Rice's whale), 493 nucleotides long. It is a transcript of the gene SEC61G, whose product is annotated as SEC61 translocon subunit gamma. Gene Ontology annotation, cellular component: Ssh1 translocon complex; membrane. The coding region runs from base 197 to 403 and encodes 68 amino acids. The record is from RefSeq and is a predicted model, not a curated record. NCBI's taxonomy places the organism in Eukaryota, Metazoa, Chordata, Mammalia, Artiodactyla, Balaenopteridae. Gene Ontology annotation, biological process: post-translational protein targeting to membrane, translocation; protein targeting. Gene Ontology annotation, molecular function: transmembrane protein transporter activity. The transcript is spliced from 4 exons.